AUGCCCGUCCCUCCUUCCAGACUGAUUUCGGGUAAUGCAACCGUCAAUGCACGAUGCACCUGCCCAGUAUUGAUUCGUUUUUGGAAGGCUGGACAGAUCAAGGAGUCCAUACUCACCCACCCCUGUCGUUCCUGUGCGGCGAUCGCCAUCUCCGAAACCAACGGCUAUCAAAAACGCGCCGAUCGCUGUGCACAUGCAGCCCUUCCUCCAUCGGUUCCUUCCUACCGUUUCACGUACAACGAGAGGACUGCGCCAGAUGCUUGGCCAGCACAACAUGAUCCUGUGACCUCACGGCUUCACCGCUUACGGACGCAGUCAACUCAAUCUCUUCAGCAGCAUGCAAGAGAGAGUACUGAGUCAUUGAGAAAUCACGUACACUCACCGUAUAGUGCUGUACGACGACCUUUCGUCGCAAGGUGCAACUGUGACCCGAGCGACCAGAUAGAGAUUCCGCAGACAAUCAAAGUGUUGAUUCCACAUACGAGGAAGAAGAAGGCAUUAUGUAUUGGCAUAAACUACAAAAGCCAGGAUAGAGAGCUUCGCGGCUGUGUGAAUGAUGCUUGGAACAUGGCAGAAUUUCUAAAGUCCUCCUGGAAUUAUGCGAAAGAGGACAUUAUGGUGCUCACAGAUGAGCCAUACAAUCUGAGAUACAUGCCGACGAAACGGAACAUCCUUAGCGCAUUACGGUGGUUAGUGAAAGACGCCCAACCUGGAGAUUGCUUAUUCUUCCACUACUCUGGACAUGGAGGACGAAUCAUCGACUUGGAUGGUCCCCGUGUGGAUGGCCACCGUGUAGAUGGAUUUGAAAAGGCCAUCCAUCCGGUUGACUGGGAGCACGCUGGUGAGAUUGUGACCGAGGUCAAACCCUUACCUGCUGGUUGCCGCCUUAUUGCAUUGUUUGAUUCAUGUUAUUCUGGAACUGUCCUUGACUUGCGAUACAUCUAUCAAGUCAGUAGUCACUCAAAACGGCAUGCUGCGAACUCUCGAGCUCUUACAAGGUACCCGCAAGCUCACGUGGUAUUGUUUGCGAGUUGUAGCGACUUCCAAGGUAGUGGGGGCGUCAUCAUAAGGGGCGGAGAGUUUCUCGGAGCCAUGUCUUCUGCCUUCAUCUCGUCACUCACGACCAACCCAACCCAGACCUACCUCCAGGUGCUUGCGUCUGUGCAAGAUAUUUUACGUCGGACUCAGAGGCAGACGCCGCAGCUGUCGAGCUCGUAUCCAAUUGAUUCCAGUCAACAAUGCAUCUUGUGA
Messenger RNA from Suillus subalutaceus, 1251 nucleotides. Its product is annotated as caspase domain-containing protein. Lineage: Eukaryota; Fungi; Basidiomycota; Agaricomycetes; Boletales; Suillaceae. The transcript has 17 exons. Gene Ontology annotation, biological process: proteolysis. Gene Ontology annotation, molecular function: cysteine-type endopeptidase activity. The record is from RefSeq and is a predicted model, not a curated record. The coding region runs from base 1 to 1251 and encodes 416 amino acids.